Molecule: messenger RNA, 2225 nt
Organism: Brienomyrus brachyistius
Lineage: Eukaryota; Metazoa; Chordata; Actinopteri; Osteoglossiformes; Mormyridae
Product: leucine-rich repeat neuronal protein 1-like
Exons: 1
Coding region: 628-1506 (292 amino acids)
Biological process (GO): cell-cell adhesion
Molecular function (GO): protein binding
Source: RefSeq, a predicted model, not a curated record
AUAUUUUAGCCUUUACUAAAUUGUGUUAUUAGAAAAGAUAUUACUCGUCCUAGAGUCCAAUGCUAGGCUGUGGUUUUAUACUUCGUUUGGCUAUGAAAAAUAUUGUAACUUUGACAUCUACCUGAAUUAUAAAUGAAAAUCUGUUUUUGUCUGUGACUUUGAUUAUGCCUUUAAAAAUAUUUGUCACGACCACAGUGACAGAAAACUGGUUUCGAGUAUCUUUGAGUAGCAAUGGUCAAGGGGAACCAUGUAGCACAGGGACUGACUGUGCUGGAAAGGAUAAAUGUAUUGAGGCCAGAGUUUUUACUUCAAGAAUAAUGGGGCUUAGAUAGUGAUGGGAUCAGCACAACACACACAGUAAGCAUGAGAAAUAAAAGAACUAAUUAAACAGCAAAGAAAAGAAAACAAAACUCAUCUUGUGCAUUGGCGAUGAAAGAAACCGAAACAGAGCAGCUACAAGUCCCAUAACUGGUUUCCAGACCACAGUCCAAAACUGGGGAAGAAACGAAACAACAUUUAUGCCUCCUGCAAAGACCAGCAUCCGUUUCACGCAGCCCAUCCAUCAAAGUAUAAAGGUCAGAAUGUUAGGAACAUAAAGUGCAAGAUCCCUCUGACCAGUGCUUGCCUAUGAUAUCCUGUGACACUUUCCCCAACCACCUCAACUUGGACAUCGGUAUGACAGUUAAUUUAGAUUGCCGUGCCAUGGCAGAACCCAAGCCUGAGAUUUACUGGGUGACACCACUGGGGAACAAAAUCACACUUGAAACCUUAUCUGACAAGUUCUGGCUGAGCACUGAAGGUUCUCUCCGUAUUUCUCAUGUACAAGUAGAAGAUUCAGGCCAAUAUACUUGGGUUGGCCAGAAUACAGAAGGUGCUGACACACGAGUUGCUACAAUACGAGUCAAUGGGACCCUGAUGGACAGUAUUCAGGUCAUGAAGAUCUAUGUCAAGCAGACAGAGUCUCACUCUAUCUUAGUGUCCUGGAAAAUAAACUCUAAUGUUAUGACCUCUAACCUGAAGUGGUCUUCAGCAACCAUGAAGAUAGAUAACCCACACAUUACUUACACGGCUAGGGUCCCAGUUGAUGUUCAUGAGUACAACCUUACCCACUUGCAGCCAUCCACUGAAUAUGAAGUGUGCCUUACAGUCUCCAACAUCCACCAGCAGACACAAAGAUCCUGUGUCAAUGUCACCACAAAGAACGCGGCUUUUGCUGUAGACAUCUCUGAUGAAAGGACCAGCACUGCCCUAGCAGCUGCAAUGGGGACAAUGUUUGCCAUCAUUAGUCUUGUUUCCGUUUCAGUAUAUAUUGCGAAGAGGUGGAAGAGGAAGAAUUACCACCACUCUUUGAAAAAAUACAUGCAGAAAACCUCCUCUAUUCCCCUGAAUGAGCUAUAUCCUCCUCUCAUUAACCUGUGGGAAGCAGACAGUGAGAAGGACAAAGACGGAUCCUUGGAGAACAAAUCCAGCCAGGUGGACACAACACGAAGCUAUUAUAUGUGGUGAAGUCCCCAGAACUACGCUUCCAGGAGCACAAAGACAAACUUUUGCUUUUUUGUGCAAAAGAUAAAAAAGGAAAAAUGGCAAAUUUGGUAUUUUUAGCUUUGCUAAUAUGAGGCAGAGUGGUAAAAGAUAGGAUUUUUUUUUCUAGUAUAGCGUAUCGCCUUUGUUUCUUCUUUCAAACACUCAGUAUGGCAACGUUCAGCUUCAGAAUCAUUUUUCUUGCUGUGCUUUACUUUUGUAAGGCGCUUUAACUGCACAGCUUUGGAUCAUGCCAAGGACUCUAUCUGAGGUCAGUCAACACAGCAACAAGUAAUGAAGCCCUACUUUGUCUAACUGUCUAUUGAGAUUGCAGAGUUUCUUUCUCUCUCUUGUGAUUUUAUGCAGUGAAACUAACAAGUUUGUUCGUAGACUUAAUUUGAAGCUGACAGUGGGGAUUAGACUUGUUAUACUUUUUAUGUUAGCAAUUGAACCGCAUUGUUGUAUCAACUAUUAUUUAAAUAUUUGAAUUUUAACAAAAGAAUUUUUAUUAGUUUGCAUAUAUGAAUAUUACUCAAGAGCAAUAUGAAUGUCAAUGUUUGAUAACAUAGUUUAAAAAAACUUUUUUUUUUUUUGCUUAAUUAGUCUUGUUUAUUCUUUUUCAAUUUCCCAGGAUCUGAAUUUGUUGUGAUUCAACAUGCAACACAUGUCGUAUUUUUAAGAACAAAUGAAAAUAAAUGACUUUU